CCCAGAGCUCCAGCCCCAGCCCGAGGUGGGCACGGCACCCCGGGCUCGUCCGCCACCGCUCCGCUCUGCUCCCGGCCAACAGCUGAAGCCAUACAGUUCCUGGAGUUUGAACCCGGGAGACAGUUCAGGAACACUGGGGCAUUGCCCGCAAGUUCCCAAGGCUGACGCGGAUCUGGUUUCGUUCUCUGUUGGUCCUGAAGGUGGCGCAACCUAUUUGCAGAGAAGAGUGCACUGUGGGGCCUGGGGUGGGGGAUGCUUCCUGCCCAGUGCAUGUGCAGCAGCACACCCAGGUCUUGCAGGCACAUCUCCCAGCCCCAACAAGACCUGUACACCCAACCUGCCUGGCCCAACCCCUGGGCAGGCAGGAAGUGAGGAGUACGCUGUAGACCCAGGACUUUGGUGACCACCCAGAACCCCGGGACUACGGGCUGUGGUUGCCUUGCUGCCUACCAUCCUUCUGGCCCCUGAGCCCAGGAUGCAAGCAUGGCCAGCUCAUCUCUGCCUACCCUGAUACCCAUCGGUCCCCACUGCCUGCGCCCCUUCACCCCAGAGUCCCUGGCAGCCAUAGAGCAGCGGGCAGUGGAGGAGGAGGCCCGGCUGCAGCGGAAUAAGCAAAUGGAGAUUGAGGAGCCUGAGCGGAAGCCACGCAGUGACCUGGAAGCUGGCAAGAGCCUGCCCCUCAUCUAUGGGGACCCGCCACCUGAAGUCAUCGGCAUCCCCCUGGAGGACCUGGACCCUUACUACAGUGACAAGAAGACCUUCAUUGUGCUCAACAAAGGCAAGGCCAUCUUCCGCUUCUCCGCCACGCCUGCCCUCUACAUGCUGAGCCCUUUCAGCAUUGUCAGGCGUGUGGCUAUCAAGGUGCUCAUCCACGCGCUAUUCAGCAUGUUUAUCAUGAUCACCAUCUUGACCAACUGUGUGUUCAUGACCAUGAGCAACCCGCCUUCUUGGUCCAAGGACGUGGAGUACACCUUCACAGGGAUCUACACCUUUGAGUCUCUCAUUAAGAUGUUGGCCCGAGGCUUCUGCAUUGAUGACUUCACAUUCCUCCGGGACCCCUGGAACUGGCUGGAUUUCAGUGUCAUCACGAUGGCGUAUGUGACCGAGUUCGUGGACCUGGGUAACAUCUCGGCCCUGAGGACCUUCCGUGUGCUGCGGGCCCUGAAAACCAUCACGGUUAUCCCAGGGCUGAAGACCAUUGUAGGAGCCCUGAUCCAGUCCGUGAAAAAGCUGUCAGACGUGAUGAUCCUCACCGUCUUCUGCCUGAGCGUCUUUGCCCUGGUGGGGCUGCAGCUCUUCAUGGGGAACCUGCGGCAGAAGUGCGUGCGCUGGCCCCCGCCCAUGAACGACACCAACACCACGUGGUACGGUAACGACGUGUGGUACGGCAACGACACUUGGAGCAGCCAGGAGAGCUGGGCCAGCAACUACACCUUCGACUGGGAUGCCUACAUCAAUGACGAAGGGAACUUCUACUUCUUGGAGGGCUCCAAUGAUGCCCUGCUCUGCGGGAACAGCAGUGACGCCGGGCACUGUCCCGAAGGUUAUGAAUGCAUAAAGGCUGGGCGGAACCCCAACUACGGCUACACCAGCUACGACACCUUCAGCUGGGCCUUCCUGGCACUCUUCCGUCUCAUAACCCAGGACUACUGGGAGAACCUCUUCCAGCUGACCCUUCGAGCAGCGGGCAAGACCUACAUGAUUUUCUUUGUGGUCAUCAUCUUUCUGGGCUCCUUCUACCUCAUCAAUCUGAUCCUGGCGGUGGUGGCCAUGGCCUAUGCUGAGCAGAACGAAGCUACCCUGGCCGAGGACCAGGAGAAAGAGGAGGAGUUUCAGCAGAUGCUUGAGAAAUACAAAAAACAUCAGGAGGAGUUAGAAAAGGCUAAGGCCGCCCAGGCUCUGGAGGGCGGGGAGGCAGACGGGGACCCGGCCCACAGCAAGGACUGCAAUGGCAGCCUGGACACGUCUGGGGAGAAGGGGCCCCCGAGGCCAAGCUGCAGCGCGGACAGCGCCAUCUCAGACGCCAUGGAGGAGCUGGAAGAGGCCCACCAGAAGUGCCCGCCGUGGUGGUACAAGUGUGCACACAAAGUGCUCAUCUGGAACUGCUGUGCCCCGUGGGUGAAGUUCAAGCACAUCAUCCACCUCAUCGUCAUGGACCCCUUCGUGGACCUGGGUAUCACCAUCUGCAUCGUGCUCAACACCCUCUUCAUGGCCAUGGAGCAUUACCCCAUGACCGAGCACUUUGACAAUGUGCUCUCCGUGGGCAACUUGGUCUUCACAGGCAUUUUCACUGCAGAAAUGGUGCUGAAGCUGAUCGCCAUGGACCCCUAUGAGUAUUUCCAGCAGGGCUGGAACAUCUUUGACAGCUUCAUCGUAACCCUCAGCCUGGUAGAGCUGGGCCUGGCCAAUGUGCAAGGGCUAUCCGUGCUCCGCUCCUUCCGUCUGCUGCGUGUCUUCAAGCUGGCCAAGUCCUGGCCAACACUUAACAUGCUCAUCAAGAUCAUUGGCAACUCAGUGGGUGCGCUGGGCAACCUGACACUGGUGCUGGCCAUCAUCGUCUUCAUCUUCGCGGUGGUGGGCAUGCAGCUGUUUGGCAAGAGCUAUAAGGAAUGUGUGUGCAAGAUUGCCUCGGACUGCAGCCUGCCCCGCUGGCACAUGCAUGACUUCUUCCACUCCUUCCUCAUCGUCUUCCGCAUCCUCUGUGGGGAGUGGAUUGAGACCAUGUGGGACUGCAUGGAGGUGGCCGGCCAGGCCAUGUGCCUCACCGUCUUCCUCAUGGUCAUGGUCAUCGGCAACCUGGUGGUCCUGAAUCUGUUCCUGGCUCUCCUGCUGAGUUCCUUCAGUGCCGACAGCUUGGCGGCAUCAGACGAAGACGGCGAGAUGAACAACCUGCAGAUCGCCAUCGGGCGCAUCAAGUGGGGCAUCGGCUUUGCCAAAGCCUUCCUCCUGGGGCUGUUGCGCGGCAAGAUCCUGAGCCCCAAGGACAUCAUGCUUAGCCUGGGUGAGCCCGGGGGUGCUGGGGAGACUGGGGAAAGUGCUCCCGAGGACGAGAAGAAGGAACCGCCACCCGAAGAUGGAGACAAGGACCUGAAGGACAAUCACAUCCUGAACCACGUGGGCCUGACUGAUGGCCCCCGCUCCAGCAUCGAGCUGGAUCACCUCAACUUCAUCAACAACCCCUACCUCACCAUUCAGGUGCCCAUUGCCUCCGAGGAGUCCGACCUGGAGAUGCCCACAGAGGAGGAGACUGAUACGUUCUCGGAGCCUGAAGACAUCAAGAAGCCGCUACCGCCUGUCUAUGACGGGAACUCCUCCGUCUGCAGCACAGCUGACUACAAGCCCCCUGAAGAGGACCCUGAGGAGCAGGCUGAGGAGAACCCUGACGGGGAGCUGCCUGAGGAAUGCUUCACGGAGGCCUGUGUGCAGCGCUGCCCCUGCCUCUAUGUGGACAUCUCCCAGGGCCGUGGGAAAAUGUGGUGGACGCUGCGCCGGGCCUGUUUCAAGAUUGUGGAACACAAUUGGUUUGAGACCUUUAUUGUCUUCAUGAUCUUGCUCAGCAGCGGAGCCCUGGCCUUCGAGGACAUCUACAUCGAGCAGCGGCGGGUCAUCCGCACCAUCCUGGAAUAUGCCGACAAGGUCUUCACCUACAUCUUCAUCCUGGAGAUGCUGCUUAAGUGGGUGGCCUACGGCUUCAAGGUGUAUUUCACCAACGCCUGGUGCUGGCUUGAUUUCCUCAUUGUGGACGUCUCCAUCAUUAGCCUAGUGGCCAACUGGCUGGGCUACUCUGAGCUGGGGCCCAUCAAAUCCCUGCGCACACUACGGGCCCUGCGUCCCCUGAGGGCACUGUCGCGAUUUGAGGGCAUGAGGGUGGUGGUGAACGCCCUCCUGGGAGCCAUCCCCUCCAUCAUGAAUGUGCUCCUUGUGUGCCUCAUCUUCUGGCUCAUCUUCAGCAUCAUGGGGGUCAACUUGUUUGCUGGGAAGUUCUACUACUGUGUCAACACAACUACCUCUGAGAGAUUCGACAUCUCUGUGGUCAACAACAAGUCUGAGUGUGAAAGCCUCAUGCACACGGGCCAGGUCCGCUGGAUGAACGUCAAGGUCAACUAUGACAACGUGGGUCUGGGCUAUCUCUCCCUCCUUCAAGUGGCCACUUUCAAGGGUUGGAUGGACAUCAUGUAUGCAGCCGUGGACUCCCGGGAGAAGGAGGAGCAGCCGCACUAUGAGGUGAACAUCUACAUGUACCUUUACUUCGUCAUCUUCAUCAUCUUUGGCUCCUUUUUCACGCUCAAUCUCUUCAUCGGCGUCAUCAUUGACAACUUCAACCAACAGAAGAAGAAGUUUGGAGGGAAAGACAUCUUCAUGACAGAGGAGCAGAAGAAAUACUACAACGCCAUGAAGAAGCUUGGCUCCAAGAAGCCCCAGAAGCCCAUUCCCCGACCUCAGAACAAGAUCCAGGGCAUGGUGUACGACUUCGUGACAAAGCAGGUGUUUGACAUCUCCAUCAUGAUCCUCAUCUGCCUUAACAUGGUUACCAUGAUGGUGGAGACGGAUGACCAGAGCCAGCUCAAGGUGGACAUCCUAUACAACAUCAACAUGGUCUUCAUCAUCAUCUUCACCGGGGAGUGUGUGCUCAAGAUGUUUGCCCUGCGCCAUUACUACUUCACCAUCGGCUGGAAUAUCUUCGACUUUGUGGUGGUCAUCUUGUCCAUCGUGGGCCUUGCGCUUUCUGACUUGAUACAGAAAUACUUUGUGUCGCCCACACUGUUCCGUGUGAUCCGAUUGGCGCGGAUUGGGCGAGUCUUGCGUCUGAUCCGUGGGGCCAAGGGCAUCCGGACGCUGCUGUUUGCUCUCAUGAUGUCACUGCCUGCUCUCUUCAACAUCGGCCUCCUCCUCUUCCUGGUCAUGUUCAUCUACUCCAUCUUCGGCAUGUCUAACUUUGCGUAUGUCAAGAAAGAGUCGGGCAUCGACGACAUGUUCAACUUCGAGACGUUUGGCAACAGUAUCAUCUGCCUCUUUGAGAUCACCACGUCAGCCGGCUGGGAUGGGCUUCUGAACCCCAUCCUCAAUAGUGGGCCCCCAGAUUGCGACCCGACACUGGAGAACCCAGGCACCAGCUUCAAGGGUGACUGUGGCAACCCAUCCAUUGGCAUCUGUUUCUUCUGUAGCUACAUCAUCAUCUCCUUCCUCAUCGUGGUCAACAUGUACAUUGCCAUCAUCCUAGAGAAUUUCAAUGUGGCCACUGAGGAGAGCAGCGAGCCCCUCAGUGAGGACGACUUUGAGAUGUUCUAUGAGACCUGGGAGAAGUUCGACCCUGAUGCCACUCAGUUCAUCGACUACAGCCGCCUCUCUGACUUUGUGGACACCCUGCAGGAGCCGCUGAAAAUCGCCAAACCCAACAAGAUCAAGCUUAUCACGUUAGACCUGCCCAUGGUGCCGGGGGACAAGAUCCACUGCCUGGACAUCCUCUUUGCCCUGACCAAAGAGGUACUGGGUGACUCUGGGGAGAUGGAUGCCCUCAAGCAGACCAUGGAGGAGAAGUUUAUGGCGGCCAACCCCUCCAAGGUCUCCUAUGAGCCCAUCACCACCACCCUCAAGAGGAAGCAGGAGGAGGUGUGUGCUAUCAAAAUCCAGAGGGCCUAUCGCCGCCACCUGCUGCAGCGUUCUAUGAAGCAGGCCUCCUACAUGUACCGCCACAGCCAGGAUGGCAACGGAGACGGAGCCCCCGAGAAGGAGGGCUUGAUUGCCAACACCAUGAACAAGAUGUACGGCCCUGAGAAUGAGAACAGUGGUGUGCAGAGCCAGGGGGAGGAGGAGAAGGGGUCUACAGGGGAUGCUGGACCCACCAUGGAGCUCACACCCACCAGCCCCUUGGACACUGCCCAGACUCCUCCUCCUCCUCCAUCAGCAUCACCACCACCAUCAGCAUCACCACCACCAUCAGCACCACCACCAUCAUCAACGCCAUCACCACCAUCACCACCACAGGGGCAGACUGUGCGGCCAGGGGUCAAAGAGUCUCUUGUAUAGAGAGUGGUAGCAAGGUGGCCAGCUGAGCAUUGACACAGGCCUGAAGCUCCCAUGAGAGAGCUGUGUGCAGAGCUGGAGGAUGGGACUUUGAGGCAGGGGCUAUUCAGGGCUUGACGCCCGGGCUGAGGGAAAUGGGAAUUGUGCCAGGGCUCAGGUGGGGCCGAAGCCCCUGCCUCCCAAUUUCAUCUUUACAUUGCCGUGACAGACAUUCUCUUGGCCAGGACGCCAGAAUGCUGUUCCCUACUUGGGGAAGGGCCAGCAUAUCAUGGAGGGAUUGGCUGCCUUGCUGGCACUGCUCUUAAGGGCCCAAGUCCCCCAGCUCUAGCCAGGACAAAGACAAGUCUUAACCUCGAAAACCUACACCUGACCCCAAAACUUAGCCAGGGCUCCCAUCCCUGUGACUCGGGCGCAGCUUCCCCCCGCCAGCUCAGGAGUGCCCUGUAAAAAGGAAAUAGUUCCGGUACCGAAAUUGCUGCACAGAGCCAAUUGGCCACUGGAUCCGGAUUUAUCAGGCUGGAAACAUGACUUCUGAAACCUUUCACCCAGUCAUAUCCAGGCCGGUGGACAGCUCCCCUGGCUGGCCCCUGGGGGGAAGAACCAAGGAAGGAUUCCCCUCGGGAAUUACCUUUCUCUAGGAUGCAUGGAUGGGUCCUACAGGCUGGGUCCUGCCAGCUGCGUUCAUGUGCUUGGGCCUGAGCCCCUAGGUCUGGCUGCUGUCAGGUUUGAUACUCUCUAAAAAGAAUCUGUUCGCUCCCUCUUUCCUCUCUCUGCCUUCCUCUGACCCCCAGGGCUGAGACCUCUCCUCCUUAUUGUCUAAUCUCUGCUCAUCUCUUCCCUGCUCCUUGUCUUUCCUGCUUCCUCAAAGUGACCCUGAGAAUGUUAGAACCGAGCUCACGGGAGAGGUAUUGAUGCUGGGGCUAUGGCAUGCCAUCAAGAAGGCCCACCAGGUUUGGCUUCAGUCUUCCUGCGGCCUGGAAAGAAAGCCAUUUGCUUUCUUCUCUUUCUUUUGGUUUUUUGAGACAGGGUCUCUCUGUGUAGCCUUGGCUGUCCUGGAACUUACUCUGUAGCCCAGGCUGCCCUCGAACUCACAGAGAUCCGCCUGCCUCUGCCUCCCGAGUGCUGGGAUUAAAGGCGUGCGCCACCACCGCCCAGCUGAAAGCCACUUUCUUUAGCUCUGCUCACCAGGACCAGGUUCUGCCGACUCUCAAAGAACAGAGAUCAGGCUGGGAAGAGGGAGUGAGCGUCCUGCUCAGGGGUCUUGAGAUUCAGACACUUGUGUGUGUCCCUGUAUAUCUGUGUGGUUGCGCACCUGCUUGUGAGCCUGAGUUCGUGUGUUUGUACACACCCGUAUGUAUGUGAACCACUUGUGUCUGCAGACACACGUGUAUCUGUGAAUGUUUGUGUCUGUGUGUGUCCGUGUGACAGAGAGGGAGAAGAGAGGAUGGAAGUGUGUGUCUCCACCGCAGGGCUGCUCAUCUAAGUAUCCCUAAAUGUAGGAGAGUGAGUUUUGCUGUGAGGAAGUAAAUAAGGAUGAACACACAUUCUAAACCUUGCACUUGCAGCCCUACUUGGCCUAAAUUCCUUUUUUUUUUUUUCCUUCUUGUUGCUCAUAAACAGUUUGAGUAAAACUCAGGAAUCGGCCAAACUUUCAGACAAGGUAGGUGUGCACACACGUGUGUUCACAUAUGUGCACACUCGGGUCAGUCUCCUUGCUUGCUCUGCUCUCUCAGCCCCUCCCUGCCUCGCCUGGAGGUCCCUGUGGCUCCCUCCUCAGAGACUCGAUCUUCCCCUUUCUCCAUUUCUUGUCCUCACACCCACGGUCUCGUCCCCACUCUGUGUCUCCUUCCCGUGUCUCUUUGUCGAAGGAGUUGAGAUCUCCUUCCUAUGGCAACUGACUGUCCCUUUAGAAAGCUUCCCCAGGGAGAGUCAGUAGUCCUCUGCCCAGAACCUGCCAACCACGCCUUUCCCACACGGGGGGCCCAGCCUGGUUUGGCCCCCAGAGCCUCAGGAAUCUGUUAGGUCUGACGUUCUCCACCAACUGCAGAAAUCACUGCAGAGGAAGAGCCGUGAUCAGAGUCUGCAGUGGCUGCCCCUGGACCUCUCUAAGGAGUGAACCCUGCUCCCUAGGUGGGAACCAGCUCAAAGCCAGGCUGUCAGAUAAGCUUCUUUGUACAGUUCUUAUAAUAAACUCUCCCCCUGGUGCCUCUGG
This is a messenger RNA of Peromyscus maniculatus bairdii (prairie deer mouse), 8236 nucleotides long. RefSeq names its product sodium voltage-gated channel alpha subunit 4 (gene Scn4a). The record is from RefSeq and is a predicted model, not a curated record. Gene Ontology annotation, biological process: neuronal action potential; membrane depolarization during action potential; sodium ion transmembrane transport. Gene Ontology annotation, cellular component: plasma membrane; voltage-gated sodium channel complex. Gene Ontology annotation, molecular function: voltage-gated sodium channel activity. Lineage: Eukaryota; Metazoa; Chordata; Mammalia; Rodentia; Cricetidae.